GUUAUUCAAUCGUUUUGGUUUUCACAUUUAUUUGAUUUUUAAUUAUUCGCAUGAUAGUCAUUUAUUAUUUUUUUCUUUUGAGAAAAUUUAAAAACCAAAAUGCCGAAAACAACAUAUAGCCAAAUGCUUAAUAAUGAGAUUGAUGUUUGUGCCGAUUGUAGCCAAAUAAAUCCAACCUGGGCUUCAAUCAAUCAUGGCACUCUUUUAUGUGAUCAUUGUGCCAUCAUACAUCGCAGCCUUGGAAGAAUUAUAUCACAAAUCAAGCCAAUAAAUUCAAACAAUUGGAAAUCAACCCAAUUGCAGAUGGUAUUAGACUUGUAUCGUAGCGGUUCCAAUUCUAUUUGGGAACAUACACUUUUGGAUCCGCAUGUAUUAUCAUCUGGUAAUCAUCAUCAAGCGACACAUAAUAAAAUUCAUCAACGAAAAAAACCACAACCGAAUGAUCCAUUACAUCCAAAUAAGAGUGAUUUUAUUCGAGCUAAAUAUCAGUCCUUUGCCUUUGUGAACAAAUCGCAUGGUAUUAAAGAUGAUGUUGAAUCCGAAGCUGACAUUAGUGAACAAUUACAUUCGAGUGUACGAACACCUAAUCUUAAAACAAGUCUUAGACUUUUAGUUGCUGGUGCUAAUCCGAAUUAUAUACACUCAGAGAAAUUCAAUUCUCCACUUCAUAUGGCUGCACGAUCUGGCCAAAUGUCUCAGAUUGAAUUAUUACUCGCUUAUGGUGCAAAUUCUACAAUUGUCGAUUCACGAAACAAAUCAGCAAUUGAUUAUGCACGUGAUGCUGGAUAUCAUGACAUUUUUUAUCGAUUAAUUGAACAUCAGUUCGAUUUAACGGAUACCUUGACACGUUUCAUUUGUCAAGGUCGUCAACCUAAUCAUAGAAAUGGUGAGCAUUUUCUAUUCGUAGAUGUAAAGUCGGAAUGGUUAAAUCAUUUGGACAACAUCAACGAUGAUGGUAACAAUAAUAAUGAAACAAGAAAUUCAACCGAAGUGUUUCGCAAUGAACUCCAUCAAAGCUUACAAUCAUUAGGACAUAAAUUAUUUCAAGAAUUAACACGUGAUGUUUACGAUGAACUGGAUCGACGUGAAAUAAAUGCUUUCGUUCUUGCAAAUUAUUUUAACGAAAAUGGAAAAUUAUCUAUUCUUCACCAGCAAUUGAUUAUACCAUUUUUACCUGUUUAUCAGUAUUUUUCUACAACACGAAAUCAAGGAAGACAAAAAUUGGCCCUACUUAACAAUAAAGAAUUAACAUUAUUGAUUGUCGAUGUUCUCAAUGAAGUACGUCGCCGUGUCUACAAUAUACAAUAUUCAUCUGGAAGUUUGAAUAAUAAAAGUACGGGUAAAGAAGAUCGCAAUCGUGGCCAUGAAAACGAAAACGAUGAUUCAGAACCUCUUUAUGAUUCCGUACCAUCGGAAGAAGAAUAUGAAGAUCUCAAUUUUGAUAAUGAAUUGAACACUAUUGUCAACAAUCGAAACAAACAGAAUCAGAAUAAUACACAGCUAAAAUCUUCAAAUACAGCUAUUGUACAAGAAGGUUCUAAUCACGUAUCAACCAUUGAGUAUAAUGCUUUGAAAGAGCAGAUUGUGAAGUCUACAGAAUUGAUGGAAUCGUUUGUUAACGAAAAUAGAACAAUGCGAUUGGAACUUAAUCGUUUGCAAACAAAAUUGGAUAAAUUAGCCGUUGAAAAUCUUCAGCUCAGACAAUUCAUUCUUACUCCAUCAUCAUCAUCCGCUAAUCCUUCAAUGAAAUCAUCAUUGAUCAUAAAUGAACCAAAAAGUACAUCAAUGUUGAUUGAAAGUAGUGAAGACUUAUUAAACAGUAAUAAUAACAUAGCAACCUAUCUGCAUAAUCAACCAACAACAAAUCGUGUAAGGCCACAAUCAAUGUCAACCAUUACAAACGAUUUUUCUUCACAAUCGAUGGCAAUGAUGUCGAUGAUGAAUAAAUCACCGGUAUCAUUUAAUCAUGCAUCACCUUCAGGUUUAUCAUUAUCACCCUCAAAUUCAAUGAUCAACUAUAAUAAUCCUAAUAAUCAACGAAAUUUAUCACCCCAUAAUUAUAAUAUGAUAUUCAACAGUAACAAUAAUAGCAAUGAUUUUAACGAUCAACGUCUUCAUCAUUCAUCACUUAUUGAUUCAUCAUCUUCAUUAUCUAGUCAAUUGCAACAAACAUCGAACAAUAGAUCAUCAUCUUCACCCCAUUCACAGCAUCAUCAACCAACUCCAACACUCAAACAGCCUUUGCAGACAAAUCAGACAAAUUUAAAUGAAAUGCGGCCAUAUACAAAUGCAGCCGGAACAAUUUCGGCCAAUACAAGUCUUUCGAAAUCAAGUGCCUCGAAAACUACUCUGCCGACUAAAGAUGAGGUUAUUAGGAAAAUUGAAUUUAUAACAAAUGGAAUCAAAGAAUUGCUUAUUAAGGCGAAAGAAGAGAAACAUAAUGAAUUCCAUCAUUGUUCGGAACGAAUUUGUAAUUAUGUAUCAGAUAUGAUCAAUUUAUUUCCUGAGUCAAUAGAGUCCUCAAAUACGGAUAACCUAUUACAAUUGAAUCAGGCAUUCACACUAUUACAGGGCAAUGUGAUUCAUCUGAAUGAAUUGUGCCAUUCAUACCAAAAUCGUCCUUCAUUACGUUACCAACAUAGCAAUUCAACUACUACUAAUCAUCAUGAAAAUAAUCGAUAUAAUUAUAAUAAAGUUAUUGAUAAAGCAGCCGAAGUAGCAUCAUCUGUAAAAUCGAUAAUCAAUCUGUAUAACAUACAGGCCACAACAGCAGCCGCCAUCGUUCAAUAAAUAAAUUGAUGAUUACAAU
This is a messenger RNA of Dermatophagoides pteronyssinus (European house dust mite), 2809 nucleotides long. RefSeq names its product ARF GTPase-activating protein GIT1 (gene Git). Gene Ontology annotation, molecular function: small GTPase binding; GTPase activator activity. NCBI's taxonomy places the organism in Eukaryota, Metazoa, Arthropoda, Arachnida, Sarcoptiformes, Pyroglyphidae. Gene Ontology annotation, cellular component: synapse. The record is from RefSeq and is a predicted model, not a curated record. Gene Ontology annotation, biological process: regulation of G protein-coupled receptor signaling pathway; regulation of ARF protein signal transduction; brain development.